CAAAAAUCAUAAAUUUCAGAAUAGUAAGACUAACAGGAGUAAACUAAUAAUACAUCUUUGUCACCGUUUUAAAUACUUUAAAUUUCAAUUAUCGAAAUAUUUGUUCAUCGACAUUGUUUUUUUCAAAAGUGCAAUCGUAAGUUUGUUGCGAAAAAUUCGUUCUUCGCGGCAAGUAACCAUCAUAAAAUCUUUUACAAUUUUACAAUAUUAUUCAACUUUUUAAUUUAUAUAUUAUUAUGGCUGUUAGAUACCCGUAAAAGUAUUGUAAAAAGAAUCAAGAAUAUUUUUUCAUAAGUAAAUUCAACACGUUAAAUAAUCGAUGAUGUAUGGAAAAAGUCUCACGCUUUAUUGCAUGCUUCCAAUCAUUGCUUCAUCUUCGGCACUUUGGUCAAAUUUCACGAGUGACAAUGAAGAAAAAGAUUAUUCAAUGGUACAAUAUCAACUUAAUGCAAAUACUAUGAAAAAUUAUGAUGAUGGAGAAGAUUGGUAUAAUUUGCAUGAAAAUUUUACUAAAAAUAACGAUGAUAUGGAGUAUCGCAUCAAUUUCACGAAUAAUAAUCACGAGCGAUUGAUGAUUGAUGAUUUCACGCAAUAUAAAUCUCAAGCGCAUGAGAAUGAUAGUCAAAUAUCGGUGAAUUCUCGUAAUACAACAGAGUUUGAUAGCAGAAGAAAUUUUAUAUCACAAGAACUUAAUGACUUAAAAAGGAUCAAAGGCAAUAAUGAUCUUUCUACGUAUGAUUCCUUUAAUAAUUUCAAUAGAGGUAACAGUGAAAUUAAUAUUAUACCAUACAAGAUGUGCGACAAUAUUACCUGUAUUCAACUAUGCUGUCCUUUUGGUAAUCGUCUGGUUAAUGGAAAAUGCAUUCCUGAACAAGGUUACUUUGUUUUCCUGCGAAACAUGUAUGGUUACAUUAAUGAUUCGUUUCAAACUGAAAGUGAAAAAGUAGAUGAUGCAUUUCUCUUCGUUGUUCACGAUCCAUGUCAGAAAACUGGACACUACUUGAUGAAUCCUUACUUAAUACAGAAUAAAUUUCUUAUUAAUGGCUCUUUGUAUCUACCUGAUUACAACACAAUUGUCGAACCAACAUCUUAUUGUCUUGCGGUCGUAGAUUACAAUAUAUUUGCUGUGAACGUUUGCUUUGAGAUUAUGAAGAAGAUCAUAAGUAAAACUACAAAUAACAAUAAAGAUAUAAUUUAUCCGAUUAAUACAAAUGAAAACUUAGAGCACAUCGACGAGCACAAAAACAAGUACAUGUCGCACGAAUACUUUAAAAACUCUAAUACAGUUAAUAAUAAAAGUAAUAUCAUUCCAUACAAGAUGUGCGACAAUAUUACCUGCAUUCGGUUAUGUUGUCCUUUCGGUAGUCGCCUGGACAAAAGAAAAUGCAUUGCCCAACAGGGUAACUUUAUUUUCCUCGAAAAAAUGUUUGGAUACAUUAAUGAUUCAUCAAGAAAUGAAAAUAAAAAGAUAAACGAAUUAUUUCUUCUGAUUGUCCACAAUCCAUGUCAGAAGACUGGAUAUCAUUGGUUUAAUCCUUACAACACUUUCUUUCUCGCCAAUGGUUCUUUGUAUCUAUCUCAUUACAACACAAUCAUUGAAUCAACAUCCUAUUGCCUCGCUAACAUAGCUCAAGAUAAAUUUAUUGUGAACGUUUGUUCGAACAUUAUGAAGAAAAUCACGAAUGAGACUAUACGCCAUAAAGGAAAAAAUGUAUUCUUUCCGAUUAGUUCAAUUAUGAUCGUAUUUUCAUGCGGCCAAUUAGGAGUUAUACUGUCUUCAUUGAUGAUGUUCAUAGUGUACUCCAUACAGCCAGAACUUCGAAAUAUAUAUGGCUUUAUACUGCGUAUAUAUAGUGGAUUGAUAUUCGUUGCGUACACGAUUUCGUUGAUAAACACACUAAUCGAAAAGGAUGCUUUAGGGAAUUCCAUCUAUAUCAUAUUUGCUUUUGUCAAAUAUUAUGCCCUUUUCGGAAGUUAUUUUUGGUUAAAUGUAAUGAGUUUCAAUUUUUGGCGUACAUUUAGACAAUUAAAUUCGUCAGAAGGAAUGAUGAAACAAGAAGAGAAGAAAAUAUUAAUCAUAUAUUCUAUCUAUGCAUGGGGAAUCUCUUUUAUGAUCAUUAUUAUUUAUAGUAUCCUACAUUUUGUUCUUGUUAUACCAAAUAACUUUCAACUUAAAUUUGGCGACAAUUGUUUGAUUGUUGGCAGUUUACCAUAUUGGUUGUAUUAUUAUGGAAUUAUAAUUAUCUCUGUUACCAGUAACAUUUGUUUAUCCUUCUUUACGGCACGAAAAAUCGCAUAUUUCGAAAAAAACGUUGCUCAUCACCUGAGCAAUGUUGCAGAAAAGCAACGUUAUAAUGACCAAAAACAAUGGUUUAAGUUGCAGCUAGAUGUAACUAAAAUGCUGUUCAUCAUCAUGUGCAUAAAAACGUACAUAAAUGUGUUGUAUGAUAAUGAUACAUUAUAUUCUAUUCGGUAUAUACUCUUUUCGUUGGACGUUAUACAGUACUUUUACGUUUUCAUUAUAUUUGUAUGGAAGAAAAAGAUUAGGCAGUUGUUCCUCAAGCGAUUGGGUUGUCAAAGUUGUGGAAUAUGUUCAGCAACUUAACAUGCUAUUACAUUUUCAAACAAUCGUAGCGCUACUUCAACGAUGACUUCUCUAUAGAAAAAGAUCAAUUAUUACGAAAUAACUAACUGCCACGUAAAAAGUUCGUUCGAUUCGACUUUUGAUCUUUAAUAUUUACAUUUUGUACCAUAAAAGGACUCUCUAGAUCGUGUAUCAACAAAUGGGCGCUUAUUCAGUUAUUAAGAGUGACUACAAUGUUAAAAUAAUUUUUAAUUAAGCAUUAAUUUUACAUGCAUAGUUUUGCGAUGCGAAUAUAAUUAAUUUAGGCGCGGAUGUUCGUGAGCUAGAAAACAAUAUACGCGGGGAAUAUGCGUCGGACGAGAACUCUUGGCGGAAAUAGCGAUUUAUUCCAUCACGAGACAUAAUGACACGUAUCGGUGAUGCGGAUAUUAGAUGCCGGUUGACUGAGAAUGCUUUUGUAUCGUAGUGUGUUCCGAUUCUGCGGCGGUAAAAAUUUCGGAAUAUUGCACAAAUGGAAAACCGAGAAGUCUCAGUUGAAGCGAAGUACAUUCCAUUCUUUGUCUUCGUAAUAAAUAGCAAUAGGAUUCGAAUAAGUGAUUUUGUUCAUUAGCGAGAGCGAUGAUAGAAUCAGAUCUGAUUGUUCGGACUGCCAAAAGUCCUGUUUUAUACUAGCUAAUAAUCCGCAUUAGCGUAAUUCGAUUUCUCCCUCGAACGACGAUAGCGGAAGCUGAAGCGCUUAAUUCGUCGUUGAUUUAGUAACCUUCGGCGAAUUUCGAAUAUUCACGACGAUGUUAUUGCCGUUAUUGAUUGUUUGAAAUGUUUGAAAAAUUGGCGUAAUGCGCUUUACCAAUUGCUCGACUAGUAUUCGUUGGGUGGCAGACUUCCGUAUCGAUACGGCCGGAGGGCGUAUUAUUCUGUUUUAUUAGAAUGCUAUAUUCUGGCGAGUGCAUUGUUACAAUAUGGAAAUAAAUUAUAUCGACACCA
Camponotus floridanus (Florida carpenter ant) is the source of this 3568-nucleotide messenger RNA. Its product is annotated as G-protein coupled receptor Mth2-like. Gene Ontology annotation, biological process: cell surface receptor signaling pathway. The transcript has 5 exons. Gene Ontology annotation, cellular component: membrane. The record is from RefSeq and is a predicted model, not a curated record. Gene Ontology annotation, molecular function: G protein-coupled receptor activity. Lineage: Eukaryota; Metazoa; Arthropoda; Insecta; Hymenoptera; Formicidae. The coding region runs from base 320 to 2605 and encodes 761 amino acids.